UCAUUUGUUUAGUGCUUCUCUUAGUAUUUUAAUACAGACUCAUGUUAGUGAAAAUAAACUAAAUUACUCUUAAACUUCCUCAUCAAGUCAUAUUUUGAUCAUAGAGAAACCAGGAUUAGUAUAAGUUGAUAAUACUACUACGAUGCCAAAUCAAGGACCAAAUAGUAGUGUUGUCGAGUUAUCUGAAAUUGUACCACAAACUGGCGAAGUUUUCUUGGCAUGGGAAGAUCUGUGGGUGACGGCUUCAAGCUUGAAAGGUGGCAAUAAAACCAUUCUUAAAGGCUUAACAGGCUAUGCAAGGCCUGGUGAGCUCUUGGCUAUCAUGGGCCCUUCUGGCUGUGGCAAAUCAACACUUCUCGACUCAAUAUCAGGGAGAUUAGGAUCGAGCACAAGGCAGAGUGGAGAUAUUUUAAUCAAUGGCCGCAAACAGACACUGGCAUAUGGGACCUUUGCCUAUGUGACUCAAGAAGAUACUCUAAUUGCAACUCUCACAGUAAAAGAAGCCGUAUACUAUUCUGCGGAACUGCAACUACCGAAUUCCAUGCCAAAAUCAGAGAAAAAACAAAUAGCAGACAUGACUAUGAAGGAAAUGGGGUUGCAAGAUGCCACAGAAACAAGAAUUGGAGGAUGGAGCGGGAAAGGAAUAAGCGGAGGACAGAAGAGGAGAGUCAGCAUAUGCUUGGAGAUAUUAACGCGCCCAAAACUUCUCUUUCUUGAUGAGCCAACUAGUGGACUUGAUAGCGCAGCAUCUUAUUAUGUCAUGAAAACAAUUGCAAGUCAAUGCCAGGGGAGAACCAUUAUUGCCUCAAUUCAUCAACCUAGUACUGAAGUUUUCAGUCUGUUUCAUUCAUUAUGUCUUUUGUCUUCUGGAAGAACUGUGUACUUUGGACCUGCUAGUGCAGCAAUAGAGUUUUUCGCAUUGAGUGGUUAUCCUUGCCCGACGCUCCAGAAUCCAUCCGAUCAUUUUCUCAGAACAAUAAACAGUGAUUUUGAUCAAGACAUUGAAGAAGGUCCAACUCGGAGGAAAUCAACAGAAGAGGUGAUUAAUAUCCUGAUAAAGUCAUACCAAGCUUCCGAUAUGUACGAAGCAGUUCAAAGUCAAGUUGCUGAAAUCUGCAAACAGGAAGGUGAAGUACUGGAGAAAAGAAGCCAUGCUAGCUUCACAACCCAAAGCCUUGUUUUGACAAGAAGAUCAUUCGUGAACAUGUCCCGUGAUCUUGGCUACUACUGGCUACGCUUAGCUGUUUAUAUUGUUUUAGCUGUAGGCCUUGGCACUAUCUACUAUGAUGUUGGCUUUUCUAUUGCUUCAAUUCAGGCAAGAGGUUCCAUGCUUAUGUUUGUGGCAUCAUUCAUCACUUUUAUGGCAAUUGGUGGAUUCCCUUCUUUUGUGGAAGACCUCAAGGUAUUUCACCGCGAAAAACUAAAUGGUCACUAUGGCUCUGGGUCUUUUGUCAUUGCCAAUACACUUUCUGCUCUGCCAUACUUGCUACUGAUAUCCUUUAUCCCGGGAGCUAUCGCUUAUUUUCUGACCGGACUACAAAAUGGAUCUGAAAAUUUCAUCUGCUUUGCACUAGUCCUCUUCACCUGUAUGAUGUUAGUUGAGAGCCUGAUGAUGAUUGUAGCAAACAUUGUGCCUAAUUUCCUCAUGGGGUUAAUAACUGGAGCAGGAAUACAAGGAAUUAUGAUACUAAGCGGUGGGUUCUUUCGAUUACCAAAUGAUUUGCCUAACUUAUUCUGGAAGUAUCCUUUACAUUAUAUCGCAUUUCAUAAGUAUGCUUAUGAAGGGCUGUUCAAGAACGAGUUUGAAGGACUAAAAAUUCAUGGCGAGCACACUGGUAAAGUUCAUUUGAUAAGUGGGGAAGAUAUUCUGAGAAAUACAUGGAAAAUGGAUAUGGAUUACUCAAAGUGGGUGGAUCUUGCCAUUUUACUGGGGAUGCUAGUUUUUUACAAGUUGUUGUUCUUGCUGUUUGUCAAGGCUGAUGAAAAGGUUAAGCCAACUAUAAGAGCAUUCAUGUCUACCUCGCUUAAACAAAUCAAUUUGGCAGAAAGACCUUUGGAUGUAGUUGCUGCCUAAAUUACACUGAUAGGGUAAAAUAUAUUCACAAUGUCAGUAUGUAUAAUUUGAAUCCUUUUCAUGAUAUUAUAGUCUGUUGCCUAUAGUUGCUUUCUUUGUAUUCAAAGCUGAUAACUCAUAAAGUGUAAGAAGCUAAUUUCACCAUGUCAUAAGUCAAGUGAGUACCCUUUAAGUAGAGUCAUGCAAGUCA
Molecule: messenger RNA, 2264 nt
Organism: Lycium ferocissimum
Lineage: Eukaryota; Viridiplantae; Streptophyta; Magnoliopsida; Solanales; Solanaceae
Product: ABC transporter G family member 1
Exons: 8
Coding region: 143-2074 (643 amino acids)
Cellular component (GO): membrane
Molecular function (GO): ATP hydrolysis activity; ABC-type transporter activity; ATP binding
Source: RefSeq, a predicted model, not a curated record